AUGGAAUUUGUCGAUCCACUGAAGCUUGAAGAGACGUCGCUGGAGGGAUCCACCCCCAUGGGCUUCCUUAUUAAUAGCAGCUACGAAGGAGAAGCCAAUAUUACCAACAUGACCUUCUCCCCCUAUUACCAGCACACUGCGUUCGUGGCCGCCGGCUACAUUCUGGCCUAUACAUUCAUUUUCCUGCUGUGCAUGGUGGGAAACAUGCUGGUGUGUCUGAUAAUGCUGGAAAACCGUCGGAUGCGCACAGUCACCAACCUCUUCAUCCUGAAUCUGGCUGUGAGCGACCUGUUGGUGGGAAUCUUCUGCAUCCCCACCACCCUUGUCGACGGCCUUAUCACAGGUUGGCCCUUCUCCAGCAUGGUUUGCAAGAUGAGCGGCUUCAUACAAGGUGUUUCGGUGUCUGCGUCUGUCUUCACCCUGGUGGCAAUUGCUGUAGAAAGGUUUCGUUGCAUCGUCUUUCCUCUGAAGCCCAAGCCCAGCAUAUCUGUUGCCAAGGCCUCCAUUCUGCUAAUUUGGAUCCUGGCGAUUGUGAUCAUGUGUCCGGCUGCGUCAGCUCUGACUGUGGAGGAGGUCCCGUUCCACCGGUUGCUGCUUAAGGACCGCAACCAGACGUUCCCUCUCUACACUUGCUACGAAGACUUUUCCAAACCAGCGAUGCGAAGAGUCUACACCGCCGUUCUGUUCGCCAACAUCUACAUGGUGCCCCUGACCUUGAUCACGGUGAUGUACGGCAGCAUCGGCGUCAAACUAUACACAUCGGUGGUCGGGAACAGAGUGCGUCAGCUGCCCGACAACAGAGACCAGGCGCGUGUCCGACAGGGUGGUCAGCCCCUGAUACCCCAAAGGAAGAUAAGGGUGAUUAAGAUGUUGAUCCUGGUUACGCUACUGUUCAUGAUAUCAUGGCUACCCCUGUGGACCCUGAUGAUGAUGACGGACUACGCAGGUUUGGACCGGGAACAAGUUGAUCUUUUGAUCACCUACUUCUUCCCAUUCGCCCACUGGCUGGCGUUUUCAAACUCCAGCGUCAACCCCAUUAUCUACGGCUACUUCAACGAGAACUUCAAGAGGGGUUUCCAGGUGGCGUUUAAGGCCCGGAAUCUGGACUGCGUGACGUGCUGUAAUUUGUGGCAGAGGAUUCGGAGGUUGGGCCGGAAAGGGAGAACAAUACAAGUCCAGCAGGAUGACACCAACGCGAGAGGGCCGUCCAAUCAUCGCGACAUUCUUUUGCUAGGGAUGCAAAGACAGGGUAAUGAUGAAACGGCGGAGCCACAAACGCCCAACCUUAAUUUAGGGGCCAGACUGGGCCACGCAGCAAUCCAGCCAUGCCCCCAUGACGCACCUGGUCAAGGGGUCAAAACAGUGAUGCUGUCUCAGAAAACAAGUAGCGGGGAGGAGUCUGGAAGGGUUAGUCCACGUUUUCAUGCCUGGAAUAACUGACUCAUGCACUGUAGAUGGGAUCAGGAAAGCUAGUCAAUAGGGGGGAGUGUUUAUCUACCGUUACAAGCACUACACAGAAUACGGGAAGAAGAAAUCAGAAGUGCGUUACUGA
This is a messenger RNA of Synchiropus splendidus (mandarinfish), 1552 nucleotides long. RefSeq names its product neuropeptide FF receptor 1 like 2 (gene npffr1l2). Bases 1 to 1440 code for a protein of 479 amino acids. Lineage: Eukaryota; Metazoa; Chordata; Actinopteri; Syngnathiformes; Callionymidae. Gene Ontology annotation, molecular function: neuropeptide receptor activity; peptide binding. The record is from RefSeq and is a predicted model, not a curated record. Gene Ontology annotation, cellular component: membrane. The transcript is spliced from 3 exons. Gene Ontology annotation, biological process: G protein-coupled receptor signaling pathway.